This is a messenger RNA of Pelmatolapia mariae (spotted tilapia), 1529 nucleotides long. Its product is annotated as G2/M phase-specific E3 ubiquitin-protein ligase-like. Bases 62 to 1066 code for a protein of 334 amino acids. Lineage: Eukaryota; Metazoa; Chordata; Actinopteri; Cichliformes; Cichlidae. The record is from RefSeq and is a predicted model, not a curated record. The transcript has 7 exons. Gene Ontology annotation, molecular function: ubiquitin-protein transferase activity.
CAAACAUUCUGGAGAGAGGCCUUCUGCAGUGGCAACGUCAAAAAAAAAUUCACCCACUGCCAUGUUGAAGGUGUCCUUCUUUGGGGAAGCAGGAAUCGACACUGGUGCCCUUCGAAAAGAAUUUCUCACAGAAAUGGUCGCCGGAAUCGAGACUCGUUUCUUUGAAGGACCACCACACCAAAAAAGUCCACGCUAUUCCCUUACUGACUUUGACAGUGGACUCUUCAGGACUGUUGGUGAGAUUCUGGCCGUCAGUUUGGCACAAGGAGGUCCUGCCCCUACAUUUUUCAGCCAGUGGGCUUACAGUUACCUCUGCAAUGGGCAGAUCAACCCAACACAGCUGGAUAAAAAUACAGUGGCAGAUUCACAGUUGCGGUUACUGAUUGACCAGGUGGAAUCUUCAACUGAGCAGUCACUUCAGGGCCUUACUGAUGAGAUUUUAAACUGUGGAUUCACUGGAGCCAUCUCGGUUCAAAACAAGGAACCGAUUGUCCGAGCCAUUACACUCCAUGCUGUGCUUAGAUUGCAGCCAAUGUUGGAACAACUCAAGGAGGGUUUGCAGCUGUAUGGCCUCCACCUGCUGAUUAAGCAAUACCCAGAAAUCUGCCAGCCUCUCUUCGUCCUUGGGGGAGAUGUGAAAGUUAAUGCCGAGUUUGUCAUGGCGUCCAUUCACCCUCAGCUGAGUGAGAAGGGAACCUCUAAGCAUCAGGUUGAGCUGGACCUGGUUAACUUCAUUCAGGACUUGCUUUAUGAGUCAGAAGAAGGUCAAGAACAUGCAGCUGACGAAGAUGGCCCAAGAUCUAUCACACCUGCCAGGUUUCUGCAAUGGAUCACCGGUCAAGGCCAUGUUCCUCUCCUCCCCUCAGAAAAGAAGGACUUUGCUGUGGUGGUAAAAUUUAAUCACAAUUGUGAAGCUGACUUUGGAAAUCACAGCAUCUGCUAUCCUGUUGUGUCAUCCUGUGCUAAGACCAUUGUCCUGCCUGUGAAACAUAUGAAGUCCUAUAGUCAAUUCAGAAUGGUUCUGCUGGAGGCUUUUCAUCUUGGCCAGGAAUUUAACAAUGUGUAAAGCAUAGCAUUGUCUAUCAAUGUGUAACUCAAAAUGCUGCUCCUUCCAUUUAAUGUUCAGGAAGCACAUUUCAAAGUUGGAGAUUGACAGCCAGAGUUCUUUAAUGAGUGGCAUAAAAAUUUCCUGGCAGGUUCAUUUUACAUGUAUAUCAAAUCAAAUAAAAGUCUGAGCUAUUCAUGAACCUUCUCUGGGUUGAAAAUUCAAAAUAAAAAUGUUGCCGCCUAGGAACGGUGAGUUAGUACAAAGUUAAGUACAUCCAAAUAAAUGUCUCGGCCAUGUGACUGAGAGGGCCUUGUUACAUUGACAGUGUCUCUUAGUCUUGCCAUGUCCUCCUCAGAUAGAGGACAUUCAACAGAUGGAAGAAUUACUCCAGGAUUGCUCCCAUCCAGCUCACCAAUAGAGUUGACAUCCAAGUACGCAUCCUCGAUUUCCUGUGAUGAUUUAAAAAAAAAAAAGAUAUUUC